This is a messenger RNA of Symbiodinium natans, 1725 nucleotides long. The record is from the annotation of a GenBank genome assembly. NCBI's taxonomy places the organism in Eukaryota, Dinophyceae, Suessiales, Symbiodiniaceae.
AUGCUUUCGACCCUCCGACGAGUUCCUGCUCGGCCAGUACUGACAGCAAGUGUCAGAAGUUUUGCGGCCGCCAAGGACAUUCGCCAUGGAAGUGAAGCACGCGCUCUGAUGCUUGAAGGCUGCAAUCGCCUGGCCGAUGCUGUUGCUGUGACCAUGGGGCCAAAGGGCAGAAACGUGGUGAUCGAGCAGUCCUUUGGCGCACCAAAGGUAACGAAGGAUGGUGUCACCGUGGCCAAGUCGAUUGACUUGAAAUCCAGCCCAAUGAUCAAUGUGGGCGCACAGCUGGUGAAGACUGUCGCCAGCAAGACGAACGACGUAGCUGGCGAUGGCACAACAACUGCAACGGUUCUGGCACGCGCCAUCUUCAGAGAAGGCUGCAAGGCAGUAGCAGCCGGAAUGAAUCCGAUGGACAUCAAGCGCGGCAUGGACCAUGCGGCCAAGAUUGUCCUGGAGGAUCUUGCCAGCCAAGCCACUAUGAUCGAAACACCUGACAAAAUCAAGAGCGUUGCAACCAUUGCGGCUAACGGCGACGAGCACAUCGGCAAGAUGAUCACCGAAGCCUUCGAGAAGGUUGGCAAGGACGGUACCAUCACAGUGUCUGAUGGCAAGACCAUGGACCACGAGCUGGAGGUGGUGGAAGGCAUGCAGCUGGAUCGCGGGUACAUCUCGCCGUACUUCAUCACGAACGUGAAGGCGCAGAAGGUGGAAUUGGAGAAUCCGCUCAUCUUGAUCUUCGACAAGAAGAUUUCCUCAGUCCAGGCCAUCUUGCCGGUUUUGGAGCAGGUCGCGAAGGUGCAGAAACCUCUCCUGAUCAUCGCGGAGGAUGUAGAUGGCGAGGCCUUGUCGAUGCUCAUUGUGAACAAGCUGCGGGGCGGCCUCAAGGUGGCUGCCGUGAAGGCGCCUGGCUUCGGUGACAACCGGAAGGCGAUCCUGCAGGAUCUCUGCGUUCUGACCGGUGCCGAGCUCAUCACCGAGGAGCUUGGGGGCAAGCUUGAGGAAGCUCAGCUCUCACAGCUGGGCACCGCCAAAACCAUCACCAUUGACAAGGACAGCACCGUCCUGCUGGAUGGAGCGGGAGAGAAAGCGAGGAUUGAGGAGAGGUGUGAGGCCAUCCGGGACACUAUCGAAGCAUCCGCGUCUGAGUACGAGAAGGAUAAGAUGAAGGAGCGAUUGGCAAAGCUGGGUGGAGGUGUCGCGGUCAUCAAGGUGGGUGGUUCCAGCGAGGUCGAAGUCAAUGAAGUCAAGGACCGCCUGAACGAUGCCUUGAAUGCCACGAAAGCUGCCCUGGAGGGCGGCAUCGUGCCCGGUGGAGGCACUGCCCUUCUCUAUGCCACCAUGAAGCUGGAGGGUGUGAAGCUGGAGAGCUUGGACCAGCAAGUGGGAGUGGAUGCCAUCAAGGCCGCCCUGAAGCAGCCCUGCAUCCAGAUUGCUCAGAAUGCUGGAGAGGAAGGUGCCGUCGUUGUGCAGACCCUCUCCAAGGACAAGAACCUGUCCAAGGGCUUCAAUGCUCAGACCGGACAGUUUGUUGACAUGAUCGAGGCCGGCAUCAUUGACCCCACCAAAGUUGUGCGAACAGCUCUUGCCGACGCGGUUUCAGUCGCGUCGCUGAUGACCACGACCGAGGCAAUCAUUGCGGAAGAAGUGGAAGAGAAGGCAGCUGGUGAGCGCCCGCUCUCUCCAUACCAGCAGGCUGGGCUGAGACAAGAUGGCCUGGGUGGCUUCUGA